AUGGCUGCCGAAAAUCAGACUCCGCCUGCCGCUUUCUCCAUUCCAGGGCUAUCUCUUGUGACGGGUCAAGAGGCUUCGGAGACCAGUGCACCGCAAGAGGAAACGCCAUCUCCUGCUCCGCAGUCUUCUCCGUCCCCUCCUUUGGUAGCUGCAUCGAUCAACCCUGCACCCACUACUCAUGCCUCUGGGUGGGCUCCUAUCAAUGAAGACGCCGCUUCUCAUCCAUCUGGGCGGAAUCCCAUCAAUCGCCGUACGUCUGAGUUGAAUCCAGGCAGUCAGCUAGUUAAUGUACUCAACAGUCAACCAUCGGAUGGAAAGCAAACACUUGAGAAGCCAGAGUCACAUCAGGUAGCCUUCGGCACCCCUCCUGCCCCUGUCACUGAAGAACCAACUCCUGCUAAGCCAAAACACAAGAAGGCAAAGUUCAGCGUACCCGUGGGCUCCGCAUCGGCACCUGUCAACCAAAUUCAUGACGAAACACCAUCCGGAUCCGAGGCAGAUGAGCCAACAACCUCAACCCCUGCAAAUGCCCCGAAAUCAAAAUCCGCAAAGCUAUUCAGUGACUACAAAGCAGCCCAAGCCGCUGCUGCCCUGCUGCCAGUCCCUGCUUACACCGAAGGCUGUGGCUGGGGCACAUACCCCAUGCCCCCGGAAGGCGAGUCUCCUAAACCCCAUACGAACUCACCUCCUGCUAUUAACACUAACGGCCAAACGAAUCCCGCGCUUUGGGAAGACCGCCGAUCCCGCUUUGAGAAGAACGGCAUCGAUCAGUCCGAUAAAUUGCCUCUGAAACUCAUUGACAUGCGAGUCGAUCCAAAGACCAAGAAGCCAAAACGCCAGCCUAUGUACUGGACCUGGGGUGCUCCCCUUGACUAUAACGAUAAUAAGACCAUCAAGGACAUCAACGAUCGUCGAAAGACGAACAUCGAGCGCAUCUGCCGCGAUCCGCCUUGGACGGAGUACGAGCGUAAGAUCUUGGCGCUCCUGUUCGAGAUGUACCCUGAAAUAUCCAUGAAGGAAGCCGCUGAGCGGUGGAAUUAUCACUUUGUUAAUAACUUUACGGGUGAUGGGUAUGUCGGGAGAGCUGAUCCAAAUGAUCCGCGGGAGACCCAUUUUGGGGAGCCGGAUAAUUUCAGACGAUGCCCUCGUACGCUUGAGUCUAUUCGGGCAGAGUAUCUCGAGAACCAGGACUCGUACAAUCAAGGUGAGGCGCCCAAGAUUAAGAAGCGGCCGAAUGACAACGGAAAGGGUAAGAAGCGCAAGAUCGAGAUGUACUGCAGCGACCAAGAGGAAAAGGGCGACGACAAGCCAAAGGUCAAGAGAGCCAAAAAGGAGAGUACACCAGCUCCUCCCAAGCCUGAGGAAAAAGAAGCUCCGGCUCCAGAGUCCGCGUUCUUCCCAGAAGUCCGCCUUCUAAUCAAGAAACAUAUCCAGGCCCAGCUUCGCCAAAAGGCGGCGAAAAGCAAAGCCGAGUCUGGCAAGAUCACGCAAAGGGCGCGGCUUCUCAAUUGGCAGGAGAUCAUGCGAGCGUUGAACGAUGAACGGAAGUCUGGCCUGUCCGCUGCCGAGAAAAAGAAAUACAGGAACGUUAAAUAUCAAGAUCUGAAAGAAGAACACGAUAAGUUCAAGCAGCAGUACCGCGAUGCGGAGUUCGAUAUCACGGGCGACCUCGUCAUGAAAGACGCUGACGACGAAGAUAAACCCCAAGAAGAUACAACCCAUACAGAGGAGGCUUCCCAACAAGGCAGCGAUGAACCCAUCCCGGCCAGCAGCGCGCCCUCUCCCACUUCUUCCGUCCUAAACGCCCGAUUUCUCGACCUCGCCGGCGUCUCCGAAUCCGAUUUCCCCCCCUCUGCCUCCCCUCCGCGCCGCACCCACCCCUCCCCUCCCCGCCCCCAAACUCCUACUCCCCACAUCGAGCUCGACUACAGCAUCUCCUUCCACCACGCCGAGCGCUGCAUCCUCAGCGACCUCAACGACGAGAACACCUACGCCUACGAGCACCCCAGCAAGCUAGCGGACGCGCUCAACAAGCGCCGCCGCGUCGAGCACCCGGAGCUGAAGCAGAAGAACCGCACGCGCGCGCAGGUGGAGCGACACUGGGAGUUCUUUGGAGGGAUGUAUCAGAAGGGGGAGGUGCCGGGGGAGGAGUAUGAUGGGUGGAUGCCCGAGACUGAGGGUGCUGAGACUGCGGAGACGCAUGUUUCUAGCGUUUUAACUGUGCAGGACACCGAGAGCGCUCAGAUUGAGAGUGGUGUUGGCGAAACGGAGACUCACACCCCCGUCGUCGUUGAUACCGUUCAGCAAACUACUACUACCACCACUACUACUACUGUCGCAGCUACCGUCGAUACCGGCUCUGAACUCUCCCUGGAGGUCAGAAACCGCGUGUUUAGACGCACCCAACAGAUCGCGCGGGAGGCUGGCGCCACGGGGACCCAAGUUUUCAGGGCUGGGCUUGACGCGUGGGGCAGGGCGCUGCACGAGGUGCGUGCUGAGAUUGCUGCUGAGGCUGAGGCUAAGGCUGCUGCUGAGCAGGAGACGGCGGCGACGCUGACUGAAGGUGCUAUUUCCACUCGCCAGAUGGAGGAUUAUGUCGAGGAUGAGGUGGAUUGGUCUGACGGCGAAGAUAGGGGUGGCGAGUCCGGUGGCGAGGUGGAUGUGGCAGUGAGUACGUCUGCGCCUGUUCAGGUCUCUGAUGAGGAGGAUGAGGAGGAGUUGUAGAAGCUAAGCUAACAGGCGCUGGUCGCUGAGGUAAGUUAAGGUAAGUAGUUAUGGUACGUAGUUUGGUGCUUUUUUUGGCCUAGCUGGUCUAGGUCUGGCAAGCUGGUAUGGUGCUGGUCGCUGAAGAGAAGAUAAGCAACAUCCGUCCCUGGGUGGCGAGAAGCCCCCCGUGGCGAGAAAAACAAUGGGUAACGUCCCCCACUGCGAAGCGGGACACACCCCGAGCCCGGACACAGGAGUAGUACUUUGACUUUUAGCAACUCAAUC
Messenger RNA from Mytilinidion resinicola, 2991 nucleotides. RefSeq lists its product as uncharacterized. The record is from RefSeq and is a predicted model, not a curated record. The transcript has a single exon. Bases 1 to 2724 code for a protein of 907 amino acids. NCBI's taxonomy places the organism in Eukaryota, Fungi, Ascomycota, Dothideomycetes, Mytilinidiales, Mytilinidiaceae.